AUUUUUGCUUGUCCCCAGGCUUGUCGUUAGAAAACUAAGGGACUUUCCUUUUGAGUAUCAUGUUUACAAAAGCAAAGUGGUUUUUAAAUUUUAAACUAAGUAAGUAUCGAACAAGUAGAUAAGUCGGAUAGGAGGGAUCUGCAGGAACCGAAGGGAGGUGGAACUUAAGGUUGGAACAUCGGUGUGCUUUUAACGACGGACCGAGCUACUUCCGGGAGAGAAUGGGAGGGUGGAAAAUUCUGUGCGUUUGGCGGGUUUCGCUCUCUUAAUAAGUAUUGAUCAUUCCGCAGCUCUGGGGGCCAGACACGUGAGGAGGUAGUGACGCCGCCAGUGCCGGAACACGCUGCUGCAGGCUCCCCGAUGGCCAUGUCUGUGGAUUUUAAAACUUAUGUAGAUCAGGCAUGUAGAGCUGCUGAGGAGUUUGUCAAUAUUUACUAUGAGACAAUGGAUAAAAGAAGACGGGCACUAACUAGGCUGUAUCUGGACAAGGCCACCUUAAUAUGGAAUGGAAAUGCUGUUUCAGGGCUGGAUGCCCUAAAUAAUUUUUUUGACACAUUGCCUUCUAGUGAGUUCCAGGUCAAUAUGUUAGAUUGCCAACCAGUUCAUGAGCAAGCAACUCAGUCCCAAACUACAGUUCUUGUUGUGACCAGUGGAACUGUGAAGUUUGAUGGAAACAAACAACAUUACUUCAACCAGAACUUCCUGCUGACUGCUCAGUCCACUCCCAACAAUACUGUGUGGAAGAUUGCAAGUGAUUGCUUCCGUUUUCAAGAUUGGUCUAGUAGUUAAAGGGGCAAAAGUCCAUUCUCAUUUGGUCCAUUAGUUCCAGCAACUGAAAUUUAUGUGAAUUAUUUUGAUUGUAGAAGCACUAAUAAUAUGUGCUAAAACUAAAUUUCUUUAAUAUUUUCUAUUCCUAUCAGCACCUUUUCUAGCAGCUGCCAGUUUGGAGCAUUGCCCUCUAAGAGCUUUAAAGCUAUUUUUUUACAUGCCUUAUAUACAUUCCAAUAAUAACAUUCUUACAGUAAUAUUAAACACAUGAUCUUGGUACUAACAUACUCACUGUGAACCCAGCCUAUUGCAAAAAUAAAAUCCUUUUAUAAUAUUAUCUAUGGGAUGUCACCACAAUAUAAUGCUCUGGGAAGAAGUGAAGUUUUUUGAUUAUUAGGUUAAUUUUGUAGUAAAACACAUUGCCUGUUUUCAGUUAACACUGGUAAUGCCAUUUUAAUAUAUGACUUUUUCAAUUCAGUUCAGUGAAAAUAGUACAGGUUUAGGUUUACGUAACUACUCUGACAUAGUGGAAUUGCAUAUAGAGAUGUUCAGUAGUCUUUUUUCAUUCUAAGUGAUUUUAUUUUGACAUGUUUUCUUAUGAAGUAAAUUAAUCAACUAGAGAGGUGCAAAACAUUCUCAGUUGAUAUCUGAGUAUUGGGUGCAUUUUGUGGCUUAAAAACAAAGCUUCCUAAAAAGAUUUUUCUUGGCAGCUUCAGGUCUAUACAUUUAGGUAAUGAGUGGUAGUACAACUAAUAGCUUUAACAGGAGAAUAGGGAAUGAGAAAUAGAAAUCCAAGGCUGAAGCCAAAAGUUAGGAUGGUGGCCAAAUGGUAAACUGCUGGUACUUGUUUUCUACCUCCCAAAACUGUAGCUUAUUUUUAGGAUUUAAAUCACUAAGUUAAUAAGUAUCCUUGCCAAAUGAUCAUGAGUGUCAUUUUUGGUCUAAGACUAAUAUUUUUAGGUCUUUUCACUUCACCUCAUACUUAUCAUCAAUGUAUAUCUCCAUUUAUUCAAGAACUUACUGGGGUAAAAUAACAGCAAUAAACCUAACCUUUUAACAGGGUCUAACAUGAGAGUUGGAGUCAAAGCCAUUGUUAUCUUUUGGUGACACCCUUAAAUUUUAAGUCUUCCAUGUGAACUUUAGGCCCAAAGUUUCUUAUGUAUGACACAUCCCCCAAAUAAGUGAUUUUUUUCCCAGUGCUUUGUACUGUCAACUGCAUUAUCUUGAGUUAUUUAAAGGUAGAAUUAUUUAAUUUUGUGAUUUGUUCUUCCAUAUGACAUUGAGCAAAUAGAUCUGUUUUAAAAUAUGUUUCUGCUAUGUGGCUAACUCAUUGUUCUUUUUUAAAAAAGAAAAUGGAGAAUAGCAAAUCUUCAUGAUAAUCCUCAAAAGAACAAAAUGCUUAACUUUAUCUCUCAGUUUCUAAAGGUGAAAAACCUAGAUUCACUUUUGCUUAAACGUUAAAUAUCUUUUCCAUUUUUUAAUGUUUAUAAGCUAGAUAUGUCAACUUUGUUUCUACAUGGCAACCAAAAACUGUUUCUUUUCACUUAAUUAUAAAACCAGUAAUUCAUUUACUCUUGCCCAAAACCACACACUGUAUUUCUGUUAUAGUAACAAAAUAGAAUUACGUAGAAUUGUAUGGAACUCAGAUUUAAACCAUGCUUUCUUGUGGUACUGAUCGAAACUUACACAUUUUAUUCUACUCAUAGUGAGCUUAUUAUUUUGGAUUGAUUUUCCAAAACCACAGCUUUAGCAGGAACAAUCAGAAUGCCCAAAUGCUGUCCUUUCCAUUAUGGAGAAUAACGUCAAGUAAAAGCUGCAUAUAACUAGCAAUAACUACAUUGAAUGGUGCGCAUUGUUCAUGAUUGUUGUGUGUUUUAAGACUUGUUUAUAAAUUGCUUUUUCCAAACUCUGUAUAACUUUUAAAUGGCUGGAACUACUCUUACAAGGACUAGACUGUAUUUUUGACAUGCUCUUAUUUUUGUAACUUGAAAAAAUAAAAUUUUGCCUUGUGACAGAUUUUCUCAA
Piliocolobus tephrosceles (Ugandan red Colobus) is the source of this 2793-nucleotide messenger RNA. It is a transcript of the gene NXT2, whose product is annotated as nuclear transport factor 2 like export factor 2. The transcript has 4 exons. The record is from RefSeq and is a predicted model, not a curated record. NCBI's taxonomy places the organism in Eukaryota, Metazoa, Chordata, Mammalia, Primates, Cercopithecidae. Bases 361 to 789 code for a protein of 142 amino acids. Gene Ontology annotation, biological process: nucleocytoplasmic transport.